AUGGAGAUUGCUCCUUUAAAAUGCACCAUUUGUCAACAACCAAUACGCCUUCAUCAACAAUUAAUUUAUACCCUUCCCUCUUCUAUUACUAGUGCUAUUGCUUCACCUCCAAAAGACUGUAUUACAACACCAAAGAAAAAUGAUAGAUCAAUCAGAAUUUCAUCAUAUUUAUCGCCACCUUCUUAUCAUUCAUCUUCUUUCCUCAACAGUUCUUUGUCACCUACAACUUUAUUUCAUAAAUCUGUAAGUUCACUCCAAACAAGUCCACCGUCUGACCCAAGAAGAAUAGAUGAACGACCAGCACUAACACGAUCUACGUCAUUUCUUCAUGCAUCAUAUUGGAAAGAAAAAGAAGUCGAUAAACCUAUUAUUACUGAUAUUUCACAAUCACCAGAUUUUGUCAAAUGGCAGGAAACGUGGAGACAUGUAUUAGGAAUUAAUGUUCCUUGGUGUAUUGAUUGUUGGCAACGAGUGUAUAAAGAAACAAGUGAAGAAUUUUAUCAAACAGGAGAAGAGAUUGUUAUUGAACGAUUAAAUUUAAAUGAACUUCGAACAGCACAAGAUUUAAAUAAACAAAUUGAACAAGAGUUAGAAAGAGUAAAUUCUCUUCAACAAGAACUAGAAGAAUUAACUCAAGAAAAUGAAUGUCUUCAAGCAGUUACAAAACUAAUUGAAAAAGAUGAAGAACAAUUCAUUAGAUUAUUGAAUCGACAUUAUGAAUUAGUUAAUCAAACAGUAUUUACUGGAUGUGCUAGUAUUCACCAAAUAGAGAAAAAAGUAUGGACAGAAUUAUCAAAGAAAUUAAAUAAAUUACAAUCAAAAACAGUUUGGAAUAGUUUAUUUAAAGUUGAAUGGAUGAAUGAAGGAGUAUCAUUAGAUGGAAUUGAUAUUAUUUCAUCAAUUAAAACAAAAAAUUAUAUUUCAGUCCAAACUGCAUUUGGAACAUUAAUGCAUAUGAUCAAAAUUCUUUCACAAUAUUCAAAUAUAUUCUUACAAAAGACGUGUAUUGAUGGAUUUGGAUAUGGUAAGAUGUCAGUAUCCCACAAAGAUUUCACUAAUGUAAAUAGAUCAAAAUUUAAAAAUGGACUUCGCACAAUAUUAACUGCAUUUAAUGAAAUAACAACUUUUUUAGAGGAAACUACAUUAUUUGAACUUCCAUAUAAAAUAUCAAAUUGUGAAUUUAUACAAAGAAUUUCAUUUAUUGAUGUAUCUAAUCUUAAUAAUUGGUCAAUAGCAUUAAAAUAUUUUAUUAUUGAUAUUAGUGUUACUUCAAAUAUGAUCUUUUCCAAAUAG
Entamoeba dispar SAW760 is the source of this 1293-nucleotide messenger RNA. RefSeq lists its product as uncharacterized. Lineage: Eukaryota; Evosea; Mastigamoebida; Endamoebidae. The transcript has a single exon. Bases 1 to 1293 code for a protein of 430 amino acids. The record is from RefSeq and is a predicted model, not a curated record.